Brassica rapa (field mustard) is the source of this 3653-nucleotide messenger RNA. Its product is annotated as putative F-box protein At3g10240. NCBI's taxonomy places the organism in Eukaryota, Viridiplantae, Streptophyta, Magnoliopsida, Brassicales, Brassicaceae. The record is from RefSeq and is a predicted model, not a curated record. Gene Ontology annotation, molecular function: protein binding.
GUUUAUAAUACGCUGGCGUGUCAGAGUGUACUGGCCAUAAGUGCUUCCAUAGGUCUGAUGCUCCCAAACUUUUUUAUAUUGGUGCUCUUUGUAAAAACAUUUUAUAAAGCAUGAGUUGCAACAUUACAAACUUCGUCUCAGAUAAAAUAGCAUUAGAUGCCGUAGUUUUUUAAUUGUCAAAUGGUAUGUAGAACACAUUCUAACGGAUGGAUGAUAUAGAAGAAACAAAGCGGCUUUUUAUUAUCGAACGAUGAAUUAUUUUCAUUGUUUGCAUGGUUCAUCCAUUCCCAGAGGAGAGUUGUUUGGAGCAAUCAUUGGUAAUAAAGCAGACCAAUAAAUAAAGUGGACUGACGACCGCUUUGCACAUAUGUUUCCUUUGAUACAAAACAAAUCCCACGUGAGAUCAAAUUCUAAAAACACAAUGUGAAUCACUCGUAUGCCUCUCACACAACUUGAUGGCGAUCGCAAUCUCUUGAACCCACUUUCAAUCUUUCCAUGUCACAUGUAAAAUCUUUGUCCUUACCUCCCAAAGCACUCUUUCUUCCCACACUAACCAAAUAACCAAUGGAUCACUCUAUUCUCUCCACGAAAAUGAAUCCUAAUCUUCUAUUCUCAGCUCCCAUUAUCAACCCACUCUUUAUUUUCCCCUCAUAUAAAAUACACACACUCUUAUGCAUAUGCGUCAAUCAACUUCCUCUCCAAGAUCUAUAUAGAUAGUUACCAAGCGAGGAGCUAGAUGAAGUGUUUCUGAAGGAUAUACACUCGUGAACAUUUGAUGCAUCUAAUGAUGAAUAACUUCAUCGUGAUCUUCUGAAUGAAUUUUAUGUUUCUGAUGACCUGAUCGAGGCACAACGCACCAAAUAAUAAUGUUGGAGCUUGGAUUCUUCUUCUUUCUCUCUCAAACGUUAUCUCACUCCACUCUCACACUCGUUAUCUGAAAGUACUUAUCGUAUUAAAGGGUUAAAUAACACGUGAAAGUGAAAUGGACCAAUAUAUGUUUCAUUAAAUGGUUCAAUAACAAUUCUAUCUUCAUUUAUAAUUUUAAAUAAUGAUUUAUUAAAUAUAUAAAAUAAAUAAAUAUUAAAAAAUCCAAAAAUAAUAAAUAUAUUUAUUCAUGAAGAUCUUCUCAAGUACACAUUUAAGAAUGUAUUUCAAAUAUAUAUUUAUGAAAGCUUUUCCAAAUUUUAUGAAGAUAUUAUACAUAUUUAUCAAUAUCUUACUAAAUUUUAGAAAUAUAUUAUACUUAUUAAGGUAGAUCUUCCUAAACUCAAAUUGAGAAGGAUAUUGUGGAUAAUUGGAUAAGCUUUAACUUGUUUCUUUAGCUUUAUUUAUAUCUAAAUCAUCAAAGUUAACCAAUUCUGAUGCCACUUUAAUUUUAAAUAAAAAAUUUGCUUUAUAAAAAUAUUUAUUUAUUUUAUAUAUCUAUAGAAUAUAUGUAUAAUUCUUAUUUACUUUUUAAUGAAACUUAUUUUGGUCAGAUCUUUACUAACUAUUUUUGUGAUAAUUUUUUUAAAGACUAAUCUAAAGUAUUUUUCUAAAUUAUUUAUCAAUUAGAUUUUACAAAAUUAAAAGAAAAGGAAAUAAAUCCGUGAAGUAAGACCCUAAAGCAUAGAGCAGUGUAUAAAUAAUAAUAAGAAAUGGUCGUGAACAACCCAGCCUACACAAAUUAGAGUUUUGAAUCUUGAUCUAGUUAAGAUGGCGCAACAACCGACGUCAGGUUCUUCGUUUCCUAGUGAUCUAACCUUAGAUAUACUCUUACGUCUACCUGCAAAAUCUGUUUGGAGGUUUCGUUGCGUGUCGAAGCUUUGGUUAUCAAUCACUACCGAUCCAUGUUUCAUCAAAUCGUUUGGAACUACAAGACCAAGUCUUCUACUCUGUUCAAUAAAAUGUCACAAUUUUUUUGUUACCUCGACUCCGCAACAUACUCAUCAUAGUUCAACCAGGUCUUACUCUUCUUCUCAGACUUUUCAUUGUUAUCCUAUGAAACUUCCAGGAGAAAAAUGUUACUUCUCCAAUAUGGAUUCUGUGCAUGGCUUGAUCUGCAUUGAAGAUGCAGACUCCAAGAAGCCCGUAGUUUGGAACCCUAGCACGAAUCAAUUAUUACAUUUACCCAAACCCAAUAUGAGCUCGAAACAUGCAAACGUGUUCUUAGGAUACGAUUCAGUCGAAGGCAAACAUAAAGUAGUGUGCCUUCCCUAUAAAAAAACUUGCUACGUCUGCCGAGUUUUUACUUUGAGAUCAGGGCAAGAAUCAUGGAGGACCGUCAAAACUAACCUUAAGCAUAGGUGUAUUGGCUAUGCUUCUGGCCAAUGCAUCAAGGGGGUGAUAUAUUAUCUAGCCCGUAAUAGUCAAACGUAUGAUACGGUCAUAAUGAGCUUUGGUGUCCUAUCUGAGAUAUUCCGUAUGAUAGAACUACCUUCAGGUAUUAAACAGGAUGUGCUGAUAUCUUACGAGGGGAGAUUAGCUUGUAUUGAUAGAAAUAAUAAUACAAGAUUGUGGAUUUUGGAAGAUGCAGAUAAACACAAGUGGUCCUUUCAAGAUUUUUUCUUACCUUUAAAUGAGUGGGAUAUGGGUGUUUCGCGUGAAGAACAUAACUGGACUGCGACUCCAUAUCUAGAUAAUCGUUUCAAACUAAAAGGUUGCACUCAUGCUGGUGAGUUUAUUUAUGUAACUUCCAGGUUCCAUAAAUCGUCUUAUAUUGUAUUCUACGAUCCGGUGAGAAAUAGUUGUAAAAUAAUCAAAUUCGAAGGAAUCGUUGAUGGGCUCACUAUGCAUGCUUUCCCGAAUCACAUUGAAAGUCUUAUGUCUUUGUAACAAUUUGUGUUGGUUUUUUUUUUUUAAUAUUGGUAUCCUUUGUAGAACAUUUUAUAAAGAGCAUGAGUUGCAACAUUACAAACUGCGUCUCGGAUAAAAUAGCAUCCGAUACAGUAGUUUUUUUAUUGUCAAAUGGACUAACAAAGCGAGUUUGAUAUCCAACGCAAUUAUUUUCAUUGUUUUGUUCAUCCAUUCCGAGAGGAGAGUAGUUGGGGAGUCAUUGGUAAUAAAGCAGACCAUAAAAUAAAGUGGACCGUCAGCCGCUUUGAAUAACUGUUUCCUUUGAUCCAAAGCAAAUCCCACGCGACAUCACAUUCUAAAAACACAAUGUGAAUCGUAUGUCUCUCACACAACUUGAUGGCGAUCACAAUCUCUUGAAACAACUUUUAAUUUUUCCAUGUCACAAAUAUUUGUCCUUGUCCUCCCAAAGCACUCUCUUUCUUCCGACACUAACCAAUGGAUCACUUUCUUCCCUCCAAGAAAAGGAAUCCAUCUUCUAUUCUCAGCUCCCACAUCAGCCCACUUUACAUUUUCACCUAAUAUAUAUACACACACCCGCACUCUUAUGCAUUUGCGUCAAUCAGUUACUCUCUAAUAAGAUCUAUAGAUAGUUACCAAGAGAGGAGCUAGAUCGAUAAAGAUGUCUGAUUGGGGACCCGUUUUUGUUGCUCUAUACGUGUUGCUAACUCCAGGCCUGCUGAUUCGGAAGGAACCGAGUGGUUGAGUUUGGAACAUUUCAAACAAGUGGUGUUUCGGUUAUUGUUUACACCCUCGUCUACUUCACUCUUGUUUGUACUCUCUUGCUCGCUCUCCAAAUUCACAUGUACAUCGCCUAAUCU